Messenger RNA from Anopheles cruzii, 3776 nucleotides. RefSeq names its product circadian locomoter output cycles protein kaput (gene Clk). Gene Ontology annotation, cellular component: CLOCK-BMAL transcription complex; cytoplasm; nucleus. Bases 60 to 3146 code for a protein of 1028 amino acids. The record is from RefSeq and is a predicted model, not a curated record. Lineage: Eukaryota; Metazoa; Arthropoda; Insecta; Diptera; Culicidae. Gene Ontology annotation, molecular function: DNA-binding transcription factor activity, RNA polymerase II-specific; protein dimerization activity; RNA polymerase II cis-regulatory region sequence-specific DNA binding. Gene Ontology annotation, biological process: circadian regulation of gene expression; regulation of transcription by RNA polymerase II. The transcript is spliced from 6 exons.
GCAGCAGAUUGAUAGCAAGCUUAAUUUGAGAACGCGUGGUUUUUAGGUACGGCUGCAAAAUGGAGGAACUAAAGCACAACCCCUCGCGGGGCAACAUCUUCGACGAGGUGGAUAGCUACGGGGGUUCGAUCGAUAUCGAUCACCACCAUCACAACGCCGAUUCGUACUCGGUCAUGGACGAGGACGGGGACGAUAAGGAUGACACCAAGCGAAAAUCUCGCAACCUGAGCGAAAAGAAACGCCGCGAUCAGUUCAACCUGCUGGUCAACGAACUUAGCUCGAUGGUAUCCUCCAACAGCCGCAAGAUGGAUAAGUCGACCGUCCUGAAAUCGACGAUCGCAUUUCUGAAGAGCCAUAACGAGAUUGCAGUCCGCUCGCGGGUCCACGAGAUACAGACCGACUGGAAGCCGUCUUUUCUGUCGAACGAAGAGUUCACGCACCUGAUCCUGGAGGCGCUGGACGGGUUCAUCAUCGUGUUCUCCUCCACCGGAAGAGUAUUCUACGCGUCCGAAAGUAUUACCUCGCUGCUGGGGCAUUUGCCGAGUGACCUGCUGAACAUGACCGUCUACGAUAUGGUGUACGAAGACGAUCAGAACGAUCUGUACCACAUACUGCUCAACCCGACCACGAUAGUGGACCCCCUGCAGACGGGCAUCAGCCGUGAGAAUCAGGUGACGUUUUCGUGCUACAUCAAGCGGGGAACGGUCGACUAUCGGGCCGAUGUGUCGUACGAGCAUGUCCAGUUUACGGGCUACUUUCGUAGCGACGUGGACACGGAGUCCCUGAUGACGACCUCUCGGUUCAGCGGUUACACGAGCGACGCCGAUUCGCGGCUCGUGUUCGUCGGUACGGGUCGGCUGCAGACCCCGCAGCUGAUUCGCGAAAUGUCGAUCGUGGACAAUACGAAAAGCGAGUUCACGUCGCGCCACAGCCUCGAAUGGAAGUUCCUGUUCCUCGACCAUCGAGCCCCACCGAUCAUCGGCUACCUGCCGUUUGAGGUGCUAGGAACCUCAGGGUAUGACUAUUAUCAUUUUGACGAUCUGGAAAAGGUGGUGGCUUGUCAUGAAGCAUUGAUGCAAAAGGGCGAGGGAACUUCGUGCUACUAUCGCUUCCUGACCAAGGGGCAACAGUGGAUCUGGCUCCAGACGCGGUUCUACAUCACGUACCACCAGUGGAACUCGAAGCCAGAGUUUGUCGUCUGUACGCAUCGGGUCGUUAGCUACGCGGACGUGAUGAAGCAGAUGCGCACGCAGACGGCGGGCGACGGCAAGUUCUCCGAGGACGCGGAUAGUGUCAGUGUGCACGGUGUGGAGCGCAAGUUCCAGCAAUCGUCCUCCCAGAGCCUGCUGGCAACAUCGCCGUGGAGCUCGAAAAGCUCGCGGACGUCACGGGUGGCUCCUACGCCCGGCGUCUCACCAACGGGGCUAUCGAGCCGGAGCCGCCACCGGUACAACACCUACCACGGACCCGGCUCGGACUCGGCUACGUCCAUUUCCACCGAGUCCCAUACCAGCCGGCAAUCGCUCGUCACGCAACAUUCGCGCUCCCGCAUGCGGACCAGCACGUGUUCUACGAAGGUUUCGUCACAGAGUAGUCAACAGGACCGACAGACAGCAUCUCACUUUUUGCUCCAACAGCAGCAGCAGCAGCAGCAACAGCAAUCUCUACAGCAACAGCAAAUGCAGCUCGACCAACAACAUUUCCAGACAUCGCAACAGCAUCACCAACUUCAUCUGCAGCAAAAUCAAUUGCAGCAGCAGUUGCAACAGCAACAGCAGCAACACCGUUCGAUGCACCAGCAACUGCAAACCCACCAGCAGCAGCAGCUGCACCCACAUCACGCCUCCCAGUCUCAGCCAACGCUCAUGGUACAAAGCAUCCCUCCCGAGCCGGACAUGUACGGCCAAAAGCUGACGGUGUCACAGCAGCAGCCGCACCAAAGUCACGGCCACGGUCAGCAACAGACGCACCCACCGCCAACUUCGCAAGCGCAGCCAUCGACGCCACAGCAGCAACAGCAGCACACGGUGCAGCAACAGCUACACCAAGUUACGGCGGCGGCCACGAUCCUGACCCCUCCGGUGACGCAGAUCAUCGGUGCGACCGGGUUCAUCGAACCGCAGCAGUAUUUGACGGCCAUUCCGGUGCAACCUGUACCGACCUUCACGGAUACGGCACCGGGGGUGCUCUCACCCAACUCGUCGAUCUCCCCGCACGGUGGCUACCCGGUGGUGCACCAUCCGGCGGUCAGCGGCGCGGGGGGUGUCGUUUUAACGCCUAACCAAAACCAGGUGCAAGAUCAGUUGCAGCGGAAGCACGAGGAGUUGCAGCACCUCAUACUGCAGCAGCAGGAAGAGUUGCGGCGAGUGCAGGAGCAGCUGCUGAUGGCACGUUACGGUCUGUUGCCCUCGAUCGUGUCGCUUCCCUUUCCGGCCACCGGCGGAAAUGGGGGACCGGGUGUGAUUCCACCGGAACGGUGUCCGACCACCGGAGCGCCGUUUCUGCAGCAUCAUCAGCCGGGCCAUGGGACCGGUGCGUUCCAUCAUCAUCACCACCACUACCAUCCAUCGUCAUCCGGAUCGUCGUCGGUGCAAUCACAGGCCCACCAUUCUCAGCAAGACCAGCAACAGCAACAGCAGAUGUGCAUACCGGACCAGAAACCGAUUUUGCAUCCCGAUCCGGAGCAGCUUAACUUUACCGAUACGGGGCAAGGAAAGCUUUCCGAAACCAGCGAGAUGGUUUCAUACAUGCAGCUGACACCGGUUCCGCUUCAUCAUCUACAGCAGCAGCAGCAACAGCAGCAGCAACACCACCACCAUGGGUCAAGCGCCUCAUCUACUUCCACAACACCCGCCUCUUCAGUCCACAACCAACGGCAGCAGCAACUAAUGCAGAUCGGUGCACCGGAGGGAUCGGGUGCACCGGGUGGCAGCAGCAUGGGCCUGUUACAGUAUCAAAUGGCACCGGAGCAGGCGCAAAACCUUUUCGCUUCCGGCAUGGAGCAACAGCAAAACCAACAGCAGGCACACCCUCCGUCACAACAAUCCCACCAUCCGCAGCAGCAGCAGCAGCAACAACAGCAAGGAGCUACCGGCAGUUCCGACGCCGGAUCACACACCUGUCCUUCACAAACGAGCGAGUUGUGAGCGGGUUCGGGUGUGUUGGCGUGGACUGUUCGUGAGCAGAACACAACGAUCGAGCUUUAAAGUCGAGCUUACUGUGGGUCCGAGUGCGAGGUCCGGUCAGAUCGAUACUGUAAGAAUCAAGCUUUUACAACAACAUUAUGGUACCGAAGUGGUUUCAAGUUGUCCAUCCACCAAAGAAGGAUAUUUUUCUAAAAUAAUAUUGUGUAUAGUGAGCGAAUGGAACGAUCAAUGCGAUUUACGUAUACACCACUGACCUUAUUGUAGCAUUAGUGUUAGGAGCAGCGUAGAGAAACGAACUGCAACCAGACGCUGGAGUAUUUGUGGCUUAAAUUUGAACCUAAGAAAUGAAACAAAUACAAAGAAAAGAUGAAAGUGCGAACGUGUGAUGAGGCAUUGUAGCGAAUAAGCGGUAGGUUUGUAAGCGAUGUACGAGCUAGAACACUAGAAUAGUCAUAAAAUGUGGUAGGAAAUUAGCAAAUAGCAUUCCGCAAAACUUUACAAAACACAGCCGAUCGAUGAAAUCGAGUUAUAGAAACAUUUACAAACCAUCCGUUUUGGCGGUGAAAUGUCGGGCGGCGGAAGAAAGUCGAAGAAAGUGCUACACUCGCCGUGAACUUAUUGGAAGAGAGA